AUGGAAAUUUGUCCAAGUUGUUAUUUUGCUCUACUUUGUUCAGAAUCUUGUAAAAAUCGACAUAACAAAGAAUAUAAUUGUAAAAUACAAAUGAGCCAGGAUCAUAUAAUCAAAUUUCAAAAUAAAUUAUAUAACAGCAAAAUUGAUAAUAAUUCAAAUUUACCAUCUACACAUCACAAUUCUACUGAAAAAUCUAGAGCGAAUAGCGAACAAUUGGAAAUUCAUGAAUACAUUUCUUCGUCUUUAGUAUCAUCAAAGUUUUCAAAAACGUUAACGUCGAGAAUGCAUUCACGAUCAUCAGUUUAUUCAAAAAUAUCGGACUCUUCGUCUUUAGACGAUUCAAGUAAUUACUCGCAGUCUAAGCACUCUAAGCAGUCACAGAACAAAGAUAUAAGCAUAACACACUCAACAAAAUCCAAAUUUAAAGAUGAAUCAAACUAUUCUAGAAACAAUAAAAUAUACAAUUCAGUAUCUUCACAAAUCAACAAUAGAAGUGCCGGAAAACGUAGUAAUGGUUUAGAUUACGAAAGAAAGAAUUAUGUUCACUCGGAUAUCGGAGUUUCUCUUGAGGAUACACGUAACUACUCUAAGCAGUCACAAAAUAAAGUUUUAUACACAACCCACUCAAUAAAAUACGAAAACAACAAUUUUAAAGACGGSGUCAAAGGUCAAAGCAACGGUCUAGAUUACGACAAGAAGAAUCAUAUUCACUCGGAUAGUGUAGCGAAAUCGAAAAAUAAAAAUAAACAAAAUGUCUGGAAAUUGAGACAAAAAAGAAUAAAAAAUCGAGAUAAAAUACUUCUUUUUAACAAUCAAGUAAAUGUACUAGCUAUGCCUACCAUGAAAUACAGAAUGAUUAGAUCACCGGAUUGUUGGAUACCAAUAUUUAUGUUCAUCAACCGUGGCUCAUAUGAAGACGUAACUAUAUUUAAAAAUGUAUCAAGCCCUGGAAUGCCAUAUAUUUUCAUGAUGGAAAAAAAUGGACAAGUUUAUUAUAAGAUCAAUGAUAAUCAAUAUGACAUGUUGUAUAACUACAGUUUGAUAUAA
This is a messenger RNA of Diuraphis noxia (Russian wheat aphid), 1047 nucleotides long. RefSeq lists its product as uncharacterized. Lineage: Eukaryota; Metazoa; Arthropoda; Insecta; Hemiptera; Aphididae. The record is from RefSeq and is a predicted model, not a curated record. Gene Ontology annotation, molecular function: protein binding.